AUGUAUUCAUCUUGUAAAAAGUUUCAGAUCGUGUUGACAGAAGGUUUGGGAACAGAGAGCCCGUCCAUCGCAGCUAAAACACACUUCCAGCAACUUCCUCACCAUGAGCUGCAGGACUCUACCCAGAUAAGACCCCCCCUCCCGCCUCCCCCCUCCUCCAAGAGUCGAACCGGGGGUUCGAAGCACCACGAGUACAGCAACACCCGGCAAGUGCAGCGACAGCAGCCCGCCCGGGUCCCCGCGCUCCGGGCCGAGCGGCUGCCCCUCUCAGACGCUCACAUCUCUCACGUGGAGACGGGAAGGUGUAGGAUAGACGAAAAGAGACGGAGAAAGUACCUGAGAGAGAGAGAGAGAAAGCAGCCGCGGGAGUCCUCAGUGUUGAUGAACUACGCUUCCAUCCGGGGGAAACGCUCCGAGGCGCUCGGCGGAAAAUACCAGUCCAGAGGCCCUCCGUGCAGCGGCGACAGCCCCAGCCGCGAGUCCAUGAGUGGAGGUGGGAGGGAGUUCCAGAGGCGGGGAGCAGCACGACUAAAGGCUCUGGAGCCCAUGGUGGUCAUGCGGGCAGGGGGGAUGGUGAGACUGAGAGAUGAGGAGGAUCUUAACGACCGGCUUGGUGAAAUGGAGCAACAGCGCACUUCCUUGGUGAAAGUACACCUCAUGCAGGUGAAGAAUGGAUCAAGACCCGUUCAGCCCAAACCACAGGAGCGAGAACAGUGGGCCAAUAAGAUGGAGUUCGUCCUGGCUGUGGCUGGACACAUUAUUGGCCUGGGAAAUGUCUGGAGAUUUCCAUAUCUGUGCUACAAGAACGGAGGAGGGGUGUUCUUCAUUCCAUACCUUUUGUUUUUGGUCACCUGUGGCAUCCCACUCUUCUUCUUGGAGACGUCUUUGGGGCAGUUCACAUGUCAGGGUGGAAUAACGUGUUGGACAAAAAUCUGCCCCCUCUUUGAAGGCUUAGGUUAUGGAAGCCAAGUUGUUGUUUUGUACACUGGGGUGUAUUAUAUCAUCAUACUGGCUUGGACAUUUCUCUACCUGUUUUCAUCCUUCAGGACUGAGCUUCCAUGGGCGAGCUGUAAUAACAGCUGGAACACAGAUCACUGUUUUGAGUACGCUCACAAUCAAACCUCAACUGUGCAACUUGAUGGAAACAGCACAUCCUCAGUCGUUGAAUUUUGGGAGAGGAGAAUCUUGGGGCUGUCUGAUGGGAUUGAUGAGCUUGGCAGUAUUCGCUGGGACCUCGCUCUUUGCCUACUGCUUGCCUGGGUGUUGUGUUACUUCUGUGUGUGGAACGGAGUGAAGUCCACAGGAAAGGUGGUGUACUUCACAGCCCCAUUUCCGUUUGUCAUGUUGGCGGUGUUGCUCGUUCGUGGUCUCACGUUACCAGGGGCCAAAGAGGGGAUUAUGUUCUACCUUUACCCAGACCCGUCCCGCCUCUCUGAUCCAGAGGUAUGGAUGGACGCCGGUAGCCAAAUAUUCUACUCCUAUGGGGUUUGUACUGGCGUUCUCACAUCUUUAGGAAGUUACAACAAGUACAACAACAACUGCUACAGAGACUGUGUCUACCUGUGCCUGUUGAACAGCUUCACCAGCUUUAUUGCUGGUUUCGCCAUCUUUUCUGUGCUUGGCUUCAUGUCGAAGGAACAAGGUGUGGAUAUAUCCAUGGUGGCUGAGUCAGGUCCUGGUUUGGCGUUCAUUGCUUACCCACGUGCUGUGGCUUUAAUGCCAUGUCCUCAACUCUGGGCAAUUUUCUUCUUUAUCAUGAUCAUUUUUUUAGGAUUGGACAGUGAGUUUGUGUAUCAAGAGGCUCUGGUCACAACCAUCUCCGACCUGUAUCCUUCUUUAUUUCGAAACAACAAUCGGCGGAAGCUUCUCCUUUUGGCCAUUAGUGCAGGAAGUUUCCUCAUUGGCCUUUUCAUGGUGACGGAGGGAGGCCUUUAUAUCUUCCAGUUGUUUGACUACUAUGCCUGCAGUGGAAUGACAUUGCUACUUUUUGCCAUUCUUCAGUCGGUGUGUAUUGGAUGGAUCUAUGGUGCCGAUCGUCUGUAUGAUAAUGUGGCCGACAUGAUUGGGUACAGACCUUGGCCUUUCAUGAAGUAUUGUUGGAAGUACUUCACACCAGCUAUCUGUACUGGCACACUUUUCUUCUCACUGGUCAAAUAUUCCCCACUGAAGUUUAACAACACUUACGAGUACCCCUGGUGGGGGUACGCCAUCGGGGGACUCUUCACUCUCUCGUCCACACUCUUGACUCCCCUGAAGAUGCUGCAUGCUGUGAGCGUCACUCCAGGAACACUGAGACAGAGGCUGAAGCUCUUGUGCACUCCAGCAGACUUACCCAUCGCGAAAAUCAAGCAAUCGUCGACCAACGAAGCGUUCCAGACUUUCACAGAGCUGCGCACCCUUCGCCACACAGAAAGUCCUGGUGACAGAACCGAGGGCGCUUACUUGAUUUCAGCUGCAGUGACAAAGGACUGCUGA
Molecule: messenger RNA, 2475 nt
Organism: Salarias fasciatus (jewelled blenny)
Lineage: Eukaryota; Metazoa; Chordata; Actinopteri; Blenniiformes; Blenniidae
Product: sodium- and chloride-dependent GABA transporter 2-like
Exons: 17
Coding region: 1-2475 (824 amino acids)
Biological process (GO): amino acid transport; nitrogen compound transport; sodium ion transmembrane transport
Cellular component (GO): plasma membrane; cell projection
Molecular function (GO): gamma-aminobutyric acid:sodium:chloride symporter activity
Source: RefSeq, a predicted model, not a curated record